Messenger RNA from Caenorhabditis bovis, 2145 nucleotides. Lineage: Eukaryota; Metazoa; Nematoda; Chromadorea; Rhabditida; Rhabditidae. The record is from the annotation of a GenBank genome assembly.
AUGGCGGAUCAAAAUUGGACGUUCUCUCAACAAUCGGGUGCAACAUGGAACUCCAUCGUGGGUCACGCGGUUUCUCAGCCGAUUGCCGUCGCUGGCGCUGUUCCACAGGACAUUCAGAUUUCGCCGAAAUCCGAAUCUCUUGGACCGUCUGCAGGUGUAAUGCAAAUGCAGAUUGUGGAUAAUAUAUGUGGAUCGCCGACAACAACGUCGUACAACGAUUUGCCGACGCAAGUCUCCUAUGACAACAGCGAUUCCAAGGAUGAGUCGUUUAACAAUGGGUCUUCGUUUGGGACUAUACCUAUUCCGAUUCCUACUGAGAAUCAGACUCAAGGGACUCCUGAUUUCCAGAUGACUCCCUUCUUGACGCAAGGUGGAAUUGUGCUUGGCGGUACUCCAUCGGGACCAUAUGGAUGUGGAUCAUGGAAUGCGGUGUACACUGGCCCCAUAUUUCAGCCUUCAUCGGACAACGGAAUGCCUCAAGAAUAUCCAACUCGUGAGCCUGCGAAUGCUCCGUUAUCGUCAUCGCCACCAUCAUACACGGUGUUUCCGAAUGUCAUGAAUUUGACAAACGCAUUCUCCGGAAUGGGUCUUGGAGGGAAUUCGACUUUUGGCGCUCCACGAGAGCCGGUUGUUUCUCAACAGCCGCCCCUUUCGAAUGGUGAUACUAUCGCGUCAUUACCUGGAAAUGGCAACGGAAUCUACUUUGGAAAUGGAAAUCAGAGUUUCUUUGGUGGGGGUCCUCCAGCACCAGCUACGAAUGGAAUCGGAGAUUGGGCUCCACCGCAAAGAACAUUCGUCUACCCGCCACAAUCGACUCCAAACCCACCAGCGCAACAGCAGCCGCAGCAGCAACAAAACUUCAAUUCCAACAAUGGAGGCGCUGGAAGCAGACGGCGAAACAAUGAUGCUGAUCAAGGAUUCAUCAGCAUCAAUCAGGAUGUGAAGCCGACAUUCCAUCAUUCGAAUGGCACCGGACUACAUCGCAGCUUGCUUUUGGACGACUUCCGUUCGAACCGCACCAACAACCUCCAGCUCACCGAUAUUUCCACCAAUGUCAUCGAGUUUGCCAAGGAUCAGCACGGAUCUCGCUUCAUUCAGCAGAAACUUGAAAGAGCUUCUCAAAGAGAUAAAGCGGUGAUCUUUAAGCCAGUUUUGGAGAACGCUGAAGAGUUAAUGACGGACGUCUUCGGAAACUACGUCAUCCAGAAAUUCUUCGAAUAUGGAACUGCUGACCAAAGACAGGCGCUCGUUGAGGCGAUUCGCGGAAACGUGAUGAAACUCGCAUUGCAAAUGUAUGGAUGUCGCGUGAUUCAAAAAGCGUUAGAAUAUGUCGAAGAACGCUACCAAUACGAGAUUCUCGCCGAAAUGGAAGGACAGGUUUUGAAAUGCGUCAAAGACCAAAAUGGCAAUCACGUAAUUCAAAAAGUGAUUGAACGCGUCGAACCCGAACGCCUUCAAUUCAUUAUCGACGCUUUUACUCAAAACAGUUCUGAUAAUGUCUACACGUUGUCCAUCCAUCCAUAUGGUUGCCGUGUCAUCCAGCGUGUCUUAGAAUACUGCAAUGAGGAUCAGAAGCGUCCGGUUCUCGAUGCGCUUCAUGAGCACCUUCACAUGCUUGUCCUCGAUCAAUAUGGAAACUAUGUUAUUCAGCACGUGAUUGAGCAUGGAAGUCAAGCGGAUAAAGAUCGAAUUGUUAAGGAGGCAAGACUGAUCUCUGAGGACUUGUUGAAGUUUGCUCAACAUAAGUUCGCCUCGAAUGUCAUUGAGAAGUGCCUCACAUUUGGAAUGCAUUCGCAGAAGAACUUGCUAAUUGAGAAAGUCUGCGGAGCGCCCAACGACCCAUCGCCGCCAUUGUUGCAAAUGAUGAAGGAUCCGUUCGCCAACUAUGUCGUUCAAAAAAUGCUUGACGUGGCUGAUGCGCAGCACCGAAAGAAGAUCACCAUGACGAUCAAGCCGCAUAUUGCAACAUUGCGCAAAUACAAUUUUGGCAAACAUAUACUCGUGAAACUGGAAAAGUACUUCUCAAAGCAGACAACACAGGGAAUGCUCAAUCAUCCACCAUCUCAAAUCUAUGACCACAAUCCCUAUGAUAUUCCACUUGGGGGAGACUUUACCAAUCACCAUCAGCCAAGCAUCCAUUACUAG